Molecule: messenger RNA, 1452 nt
Organism: Xenopus laevis (African clawed frog)
Lineage: Eukaryota; Metazoa; Chordata; Amphibia; Anura; Pipidae
Product: pyrimidine-specific ribonucleoside hydrolase rihA L homeolog
Exons: 6
Coding region: 289-1257 (322 amino acids)
Molecular function (GO): hydrolase activity, hydrolyzing N-glycosyl compounds
Source: RefSeq, a predicted model, not a curated record
GCAGCCCCUGGACAGCAUCCUCUGAUAAUGCCAGAGUGGCCUACAGAAGAGGAGCAAAAAGUGGACUGAGCUGAUUAGAAACAGAUAUAGCCAGACAAGGUAACACCAAUCAACAGGCAAGUAGAAGGAACUGUGACAAAAGUGUAGCAAAACGUGAGAAGAAAGGAAAUUGUGAGAACAAUAGUACAAGUUUGGAAGGUCUGCUGGGAAACAUUCUGCUCUAUAGACAUCUAGUGAAGCACAUUCUCCCUGACGGACUGCCUGAGUUCCAGCGUUUAAUAAUAAGUCAUGUCAUGCGAGAAGAAGCUGCUCCUUAUCGAUGUGGACUGUGGUACAGAUGAUGCUCAGGCUAUCAUGAUGGCAAUUGCUGCUCCCCAUGUAGAAAUUUUAGGGAUCACUUGUGUGGGAGGCAACACUCCAUUGGACAAUGUCUGCAAAAAUGUCCUUCGUGUCCUUCGCGUGUGCAACCAUUCUGAUAUCCCUGUUUUCAGAGGCGCUUCCAAACCAGUCCUUGGAGAAGCAAUCCAUGCUUCCUAUUUUCAUGGUGUAGAUGGUCUAGGGGAUGUCCCUGAUCCAGAUGCUCCAGAUCUGGAACAGAUUCAGAAAGAACAUGCUGUUGAUGCUCUAAACAGAAUUGUAUCAGAGCACCCUGGCCAGAUCUCCUUGGUGGCUACAGGUCCACUGACCAACUUGGCUUUGGCUUUAAGGAUGGAUCCAACCUUCCCUCAGAAACUUAAAAGCUUAUAUAUAAUGGGAGGGAAUAUGGAGUCCAGAGGAAAUACUACAGCUUGUGGAGAGUUCAACUUCUUAGCGGAUCCUGAAGGUGCCUACAUUGUUCUAAAUGAGUUCACAUGUUUAAUGUACAUUGCUACCUGGGAACAUACAUGUCGUCACAAACUAUCAUGGGAAUGGUAUGACCAAUGGGUUAAUAGGAACACAAAGAAAUCAGACUUUAUAAAGAAGAUCUAUGCCCACAGUUUGCAGUACUCAAGAAAUAAUGAAAAGGAGAUUAAGGCUUUGGUGGCUGGACCUGGAUUUGUUUCCUGCGACUCCUAUGCUAUGGCGGCUGCCAUUGAUGAGACCACAGUUACAGACUUUGUUGAAUGUGCAGUGACAGUUGAGCUUUCUGGAAAAUUUGCUCGUGGAAUGAUGGUGCUAGAUUUGAUUGAUGACCUUAAGAAAAAAAGUAAAGCUCGUGUCAUGACAGGAUGUGAUAUGGAAAAGUUUAUCGUCCUUAUGGAGUCUUCUGUCCAAUAAAACAACAUUUUUUGUAAUAUAUGAGUUUUAAAAAGUGCAUAAUGCAAUUGAAUAUAAAUGUAAUGUUAACCUGGUAAGAAUUCAUCUAUUUUUAUACUUACUUUUCUGUUUUUACAAUUGAAAUGCAAUUCAGUUUAAUACUUCCAUUCCACAACAGAAGACUUCUCUGGAAAAUAAAUGAGUUUUGAAACAAAA